GUCGGGCGACAUCUCCGACGCGAUCGAGCCAGGGUAGUUUGCACAAAGUGAGCUAACUUGUCAUCACAGCUGCUUGUGCCGCGCUGCCGAGCACACACUCAAGUCACGGCCGAGUCAGAGAGUGCUUGUAGGAUCGGCAGCGUGAGGUGGUGUGCAUCAAUCUAAGAUGCACUGUCACUCCUAUAUAAAAACCCAGAACCUCUAAAGCGUACAAAACAGUUGUGAUUCUGAUGGCCGCAUAAUUAUGAUGCACCCUGGGCAGGGUUAAACACCGUGUAUUUCAAAACCGACUUGUGUGAGUACUUUUAACUUUCAAAAGAUGGAUGCGACACCGUCCAGUUUAAGCUGCACGGGUGAUGAGGAGUGGGACUACAGCAAUCUCUCUGUGCCGUCUGGACUGCUCCAUAAUCCCACGGACACUGCUAUAAUAACCAUCGUCAAUCCCUGCAUCUUAGCUCUCGGUCUGACCGGCAAUCUGGCGUUCCUCUUCGUUAUGGUCCGAGUAUCUCGGAUGUGGAAUGUUACUAACAUCUAUCUCAUCAACAUGGCGGUGGCGGACACGGCCUUUCUGACAGUCGCCGUGUCGGAGAAACUGGCCAGCUACUACACCAGCCCGAUCAAGGGGGACCGGUCGGCCUUUGGACCGGCCGGCUGCAUCAUCACAUUCGUGCUGCUCGAUCUCAGCUACUUUGCCUCCGUGUUUCUAGUGACUUUGGUCUCGCUGGAGAAGUUUUACGCCAUCUGCCGGCCCGUAAAACACCGCAUCAUCGGCGGCAAGAAGCGCACGACUCGCCUAGUAGUCGGGGCCUGGCUCCUUGCCUUGGCAUUCGCCUUGGCGUUGCUACCAGCCUGGGUAGUCUACGUCAAAAUCUGCACCAUUUGGCCGGCCACGGAGGAAUACCGCGACUUUCCACGGUACAUCGGGCAGUGCAAUGCCAUCACGGAAUGGUACGACGAGUUCCACAACGGUUUUCAGACAGUGCCGUUUUUCCUUGCCCUGGUAUCCAACCUAGUCUUCUACGUGAAGAUCAUCCAGCGAUUGAGCACUCGGGUCAGCAGCGUCUCACCUGAACGAAGCGCCCGGAAUGCCAAGCGCCAGAAAGUCCGUAACCAGGUUGCAGUCAUGCUGAUUGCUAACGGUGUGGCGUUCUUCGUGUGUCUUGCACCGUUCCAGCUUACGUCUUUCUCUCUGACCAUCAGCGGUCUAACGGGGAAUUAUCUCCUCACUCCCGACCAGAUCAACACGCUCGUGUGGGUAGCCCGUAUCUUCACCUACAUAAACCCCGUAAUAAACCCCGUCAUAUACAACUUGACAAACAAAAGGUACAGAACUGCCUUCUAUGAGGCAUUCACUUGUCAGGCUUUAAGAAAGCGCCAAGAUGAGACAACUGGAAUCAACGAAGACACUGUAUCUACAUUUAACACUUAGAAGAUGCUACCCCAAAAUAACACAGAGAUAUAAAAAUGUUAUGCUCGUGUAUUAUGUAAUUUUCUAAUAAAUCUGCAAUUUUUUUCGCGAGUUUUUGUUUGCAUGAUUGAGAAUCGUGCUUACUUCGUGAUCAAAAUUUGAACACAAUGAAGUAAAAACCAUGAGCUCACAUUGUGACUUAAACCUACAUUGCUUUAAAAGUUUAAUCCUAGUAAUGUUUUAACUACAUAAUUUAAAUCAGUUUUACAUCAGGUAGGCAUAAUACAGUUUACAAGCAAUCUGGUAGCAGAACAAAAUAGGGUCGUUAACACUGCACUUCCUAUCAAAAUAGAUCAACAGUAUAAAACUUUACUAAAAUUAAGAUGAAGGUACCUUCGUUUUUUAGUCUUUUUAAAUUUCUUUCCUAAAAAAAAACCCAAUUACGAGGCGCUUUUUGAUUAAAAGAGUCACGCACUAAAACGUGAAUGCGAUGCUGAAAACUUGGGUCCUAUACAAAAGGGGAACACAUAAGACAAUGCUAAAACUAUUAAAUUGAUAAAGAGUUGCUGGAAGUCAUUUUAUGCAUGUGGUCUACACAAUGGGUGAGAUUUAGCUCAUUCAUUGACGUAGCGGGGUAAUCAUAUACGAUAGCACUGCCCAGUCCACAAGUGACUGUCAUGUACAAAGAGGACCCUAGGCUGGCCUUUUGGGAUCAUCAAAUUUGAUUUGCUAGAAAGAGUAUACCAUUAUACUGGUGUUACGUCCGUUUACUGCUGGGCCAAAAAAAAAAAAAAGCUGUGCAAACAAGACGAAGGAAUCGAAACGAUUAUCUGCACUUACUUCUGCGGAAAUGUCAAUCAUAAAACUCAAGUUUUAAUUAAAAAUCUCAUCAUUGGCUCUAAGAAGCAGCACAGGGAAAUCUCCAACACAUCUUUUUAUAAAAUGUAAGUCGUAAUAUUAUUGUCCCCCACGCAUUUGCUUGCUUGCGGGUAUCAGUUCUCUUUGAAUUUCCAAGUCAGUUGACUCAAGAGCUAACUUGAUAAUCAAGAUAAGUCUAAAGGCUCAGACCAUGGGUACGAACGCGCGAACCCGAACCGAGGUUCGUGUCAAUAUUUCACCUUCGAUUACUUAAAUGAAAUAGUAGACAGGGUUGGGAAUGGAGAAACGAAAAUUGACACUUGUGGGAACAAUCGAUGAUUAUUCAAUUUGUGUGUUUCCAAUAGGCAAGGGAGUGUAAUCGCUGCGUGACUUUUGUCGAUAUUAUAAUCAGUUAUAUUUCAGUGUCGUUUAGACAUUAGAAUUUGUCAUUUCUCCACAUCCUGAUGUAUUACAACUGAAGUGUUGUGUUGUUUGCUAUGUCAAAUUAUAUUACACGUCAGUAAGUUGUAUAAAAUUAUAUAAUCAUUGUCUUUUUUAAAUUCAAACAUGUAAUCAUCGCAUACAUUGACUGUGUAAUUAUUGAUCAAGAUUGCCAUGAACAAUUUAAAUUUUGACAUUUGGAAUUAUGGCAGAAUUUUAUAUGUAUGCCGCAUGUAUCAUUCACAACACUUUUGCUUAAGGCUUGCCGAAAUAUGGCUUGCCUAAAUAAAAAAAAAAUAGUUACCAUGGCGAUGCUAUAUUAGACGUACAGUGUAUAUGGUUCCUAAAUAUUUCUUCUCUACAAUCCCUAAACGUUUUCAUAUGAAGGUUUAUUGUUGAUGUUGAUGUUUAUUGUUAUUAUUGGUGUUCAGUUGAAUCAUGUGCAUCUUCUAAUAAAAUAUAGUAAUUUCGCGUGCACCGCAGCUGCAACACCACCACAGUACUUAAAACAAUUAAUACAAAAAAAUAGUACACGGUAAAUUGAUAAUGUUCCUGUCGAGAAUACUGUAUAUAGCAAACUAGACACUGUAAUUAUGAGUAUUUUUCAAUUCAUAUUAAAUGUGGCAGCAAGGGCGGAUCCAGAACACAAUUUUUGGGGGCCAAACAAAUGUUGGUCCCCCAAAAAGUGGGACCGAAAAAUGACGGCGCCGGGUUCGGGGCCAGGUUCAAAGGGCCCCGAAAUGUUUGUUUGGUUCUAGGUGCUCUGUGGUGCGAUCUGAGGCAAUUUCUGACCACUUUAACCAAUUAUUUGUGAGGGAAAAAAUGGUGGUGUACACAGUGCCUGCCUUUAUUGCA
This is a messenger RNA of Patiria miniata (bat star), 3562 nucleotides long. Its product is annotated as neuropeptides capa receptor-like. NCBI's taxonomy places the organism in Eukaryota, Metazoa, Echinodermata, Asteroidea, Valvatida, Asterinidae. The record is from RefSeq and is a predicted model, not a curated record. The transcript has a single exon. Gene Ontology annotation, biological process: G protein-coupled receptor signaling pathway. Gene Ontology annotation, molecular function: G protein-coupled receptor activity. Gene Ontology annotation, cellular component: plasma membrane. The coding region runs from base 320 to 1429 and encodes 369 amino acids.